CCUGAAACCGAAUUAAUUUGGACGAGUGUCCAUGUACUUCUAGUCUAUUCACGACAAGGACAUCAGACUACUCGUCCAUUCAGCUGUUCUUGCGAGAUGAAGGCAGAGAAAAAAAUGUCAUCUUCUGACAUCAAAGACAAUGGUAAGGACGUGCCUGGCGAUGUGGAAAUGUCUGGUGGAGCGGAGCAGGGACCGCAGGCAAGGAAAGGAGAUGAGCAAACAGCCCACGAUGGUCCUGGCAGGGCCGAUCAACAUCGACAGAAGCACAAUUUCCAAUACCAGCGUCCAGCUUCGAGAGUUGUCGGAAACGCUGCGGCUGGAGGCGCUUCUUCUUCAUCUACAAAUCAACAACUAUCAGGAGCAGGUGCUGCACUCCCAACGAGUGGU
Molecule: messenger RNA, 387 nt
Organism: Amoebophrya sp. A25
Lineage: Eukaryota; Dinophyceae; Syndiniales; Amoebophryaceae
Source: the annotation of a GenBank genome assembly